CGCAGCGUAGUUACGCUUACCUCGCAAUUCUCAGACCAUUCAGAAAGUUGGCUAGACAAAUUCUCAAGAGCAGCCAACAAAACAUUUCAGUGUCGUUGGAUUACAUUGAAAAUCUCUUGGAUAACAUGCAAUCUACAGUUUUUACCAUCUUGUUUGUCAAAGUAUGUUUAACUUUACAUGGAAUUACAGCAGUGUUAGCCGAACUUCCAAGUCCCAGUAACAUCAGGAUUAACUCUGUCAACAUGGGACUAGUGUUGGAGUGGGAUGCACCUCAGAACCACACAGAAAACAUAACCUACAGCGCAGAGUACAGGGGCUUGGUCAGCAGCUUUGAGGUUGUAUGUUGGAACACAACAGCCCAAAGCUGCGACUUCACCAGUCAUCUAAACAAAUUUGGAGUGUACAUUUUCCAAGUGAGGGCAGAACGAGAGGGGGACACAUCUCGCUGGAUGAAGACUGAGUGGUUUGUCAUGGAUGAACACACCACGCUAGGCCCUCCCGGUGUGACUCUUGUCUCCAGUGGUGCUGUCAUUGAAGUGAGCAUCAACGACCCAGUGCUCAGGAUCUCUGAGUUCAAAGACGUAUACAACCACGCAAACUUUAACAUCACCUACUGGAAAGAGGGUCAGGAGGAGAAGGACAAAAAUACGAAAUGCACCCCACUUCGUAAAGUGGUCUUGGCGCUGGAGCCAUGGACCAGGUACUGUGUUCAGGUCUGGGUGUACACCCAGAGGUUCUCCAAACACAGCCAGCCCAGCAAUGUUACAUGUGAGAGCACCACGAAGGGCAAUGACAGGCCUUGGGUGGCAGCGCUGGUGACGUUUGUGGUGAUGGCUGUGGCAGUGGCCCUGCUGGCCCUGGCCUUCUGGUACUGCUACAGGGUGGUCCGCUUCCUCAGACCCAAGGCCAAGCUGCCUGAACAUUUCACAGAGUAGCUGUUGGAUCCCCCAUGCUCCUCCAUCCUGGCCAUACAGAGCAGCCCCCAGCCUGAGGAGGUGUACCAUGAGCUCCGCGUCAUGCCAGGUGGGGCAUAGACAAAGGAGAGCUCUAUCUGUUGGUCGGAAGAACGUAAUACACACAGACUGGGAGAAAACACACAGACCGUCUGGCUGUGUUCGAGAGUAUCAAAACUGUGAAUUGAGACUGACUGACAGAUCUACAUAUAAUAUUGAAAAGUUAUUUACGUUGCAAGGUGAUUUGUUGAUCAGUCAUUCUCGACUCGCCUUUAAAGUCGGCUGCAAUGUUGAACACGCCCAAAGUGGGUGGGGAAGAUAUGGGUCAAAAAUAGGAAGUGAGUAGUCCGAUGUGAAGUAAGAAAAGAGAACAAGGACUGAAAUAGAUGGCAGAAAAGAGGACGUGUAUCUUAUUGAGAAUUGAGAAAUAAUAUUCUGACAUCUGGGAUUUAGUGAUUUUUAUUCAUGUUGAUGAAAUGCUAAGAGAGCUACUUACUGUGAUGUGUUUAUUUAUGUGACCUUUAUGUGUAUGAUAAUGAUCAAUAUUGCCUAUCAUUCAUUAUGGCCAUGCAUGGUAAGCCUACACUGGCAUUUUUUGGGGAAUCAUGGCUAUAGGGCAACGGAAUGGUUCAACCACUGUCAUCAGAGAGACUUACAACACAGUCCAAAUGGCACAACACCAGGAAGGGAGUAUUACAUGGUCUGUGUUUAUGCCUUGAUGCACUCUGUGUUGGUUCCUAUAUGUCUCUGUGUGACUGUGUUGGUUCCUAUAUGUCUCUGUGUGACUGUGUUUGUGCCUAUAUGUCUCUGUGUGACUCUGUGCUUGUUCCUAAAUGUCUCUUUGUGACUCUGUGUUUGUGAAGGAUAUUAAAGGACCAAUGCAGCCAUUUUUAUUUAAAUAUCAAAUCAUUUAUGAGUAACAAUUGAGAGUAAGGUACUUCAAUUAAAAUAGUUAAAUGGAAACAAAUAGCUUUUUAUCAAAUAGCAACUUCUUAAUCAAGACAUUUGCUAGGACUGUCUGGGAGUGCUUUAGGCAAAAACAGAAAAUGAACUGUUAUUGGCAGAGAGGUUUGGAACUCUUUCUUAUUGGUCUAUUAACUAAUUUACCACAUGGUGAUGUUACCAUGGAAGGCCAAAACUCCAUCCUACAUAAAAAGGCUGAAAUUUGAGACGGUCUUUUCAAACAGCUCUUAUACUUAAAGGACAUUAAUAUAAUUUUCAUAUUUUCACAGUAUUAUUCCAAGCUCAUAGUGUGGAAAUUUAAAACACAGGUAACUCACGUUUUUGACUGCAUUGGCCCUUUAACAGUUGAAGGUACUCUAUUAGCACUUGGAAGAUGUCGUUUGACAUUUGAAGUCAUGUUUUAUAGACUUUUUACCAUUUUAUAUUGUGGGAGACCACACACACAAACAAGUAAAAAAUGUGCCCAACAGUUAAAAAUGACUUGCCAAGGGAAUAAAUAUAUAUUUUUAAAUGCUCAUAAAUGUUUGGUGUUGUCACUGGUCAUUAUCAAUGCAUGUUUACUUAAAGUUGAAAUAUACUGAACACAAAUAUAAACACAACAUGCAACAAUUUAAA
Messenger RNA from Oncorhynchus gorbuscha (pink salmon), 2531 nucleotides. RefSeq names its product interleukin-10 receptor subunit beta-like. The transcript is spliced from 7 exons. The record is from RefSeq and is a predicted model, not a curated record. Bases 126 to 935 code for a protein of 269 amino acids. Lineage: Eukaryota; Metazoa; Chordata; Actinopteri; Salmoniformes; Salmonidae. Gene Ontology annotation, molecular function: protein binding.